GAAUUCAAAGCUGUUGGGAGUGUAGUGCGAAGACUUGUGGGAAGACUUGUGCCAUGGCAGCACCUAAAUCUAAUUAUGUGUACCUUGUAGGAGAAGAGUGGUUUCCCUUGACAACUUAAACACUCCACUCCACCCAGUCAACACAAGUCCUCCCUGCUCCUGCUCCUGCUCCUCCUGCUCGGUUGUUAUACUUAUAAACAUCCACCACCACCACCGACGCCCUUCCUACCAAAUCCAUGGCCGCUGCCGCUGAAUUUUCGUGUCUUUCUUCAUUGCCGGCUGGUUUUGUUUUCCGUCCCACGGAGGAGCAGCUCAUUACCCACUACCUGAAGAACAAGAAUGUUGGCAACGAGUGUGUUGUUGGUUUUAUCAAGGAGAUUGAUCUGUACAAGUUGGAACCCGAGCAACUCCCAGACAAAUCGUUUAUCCCAUCUGAUAAUUUUGAGUGGUUUUUCUUCCGGGCCAACACCUUUGACAUUGAAAGAACCACGGGUACUGGCAGCUGGAACUUCUGAAAAUCCAGAUAAUGUCAUACAGAGUGUAUAUGAUUUUGAAAAGCACAUUACGGAAUCGGUGUUCGGCAAGCAGAAAAACAACUUGGACGAGAUGACAUCAAACAAACACGAGGAAUCGGACACUCUUAGACUCUCAUUUUCAAUUCUGCAGGCUCAAGAGGAUAGCACACGCACACAAAUUGUGAAUCCACCCCACCCAUCUACCAAACGCAUUCACCACAACUCCAGUCAACACCCACUGGUCUGUUUUGCGAAAGCAUUGCUAGGCAUCGUGAUGUUAGUAAUGUUUGCCCGAGACAUGGUGCUAUACCGACACAGCCGCUAAAUAUUAGCAUGAAGCAUUGUCUCAAUCUUGGCUUAAGCUUUUUCAUAUCAUGUAUCUGUCUUCUGCCUCACAGGCCUUGUAUUGAAUUAUAUGGCUACUAUGACGUCGAUGCCCCUAUUUUCUAGAAUUUCUUCAAUAUUGUUCGAGUCUAGUAAAACUUUCUUCUUCGAGAGCCA
Messenger RNA from Cucurbita pepo subsp. pepo (vegetable marrow), 1016 nucleotides. Lineage: Eukaryota; Viridiplantae; Streptophyta; Magnoliopsida; Cucurbitales; Cucurbitaceae. The record is from RefSeq and is a predicted model, not a curated record.